UAAGUUUAAAUUGAGUAAACUAUCAAGAGUUUGCUUUAAAAAAUAUUUCAAAAAAAUAGAACUCAGUUCCCGUCAAAAUUCAACAAAAUUUCAAAAUGUUGCACGAGGCUUUGAUGCUCGAGAUCUACAGACAGGCGUUAAAUGCCGGCGCCCUGCCCACAGCUCGUCCCCGCUCCACGGAGUCGGCCAAUUCCAGCGAACGCUGCCCCUCCCAUGACUCCAACUCAUCGGAUAAUGGCGGCAACGGUGGCCAGCGAGGGGAUGCCGCCGCCGCCGGAGUGAUGCCCGGCGUGCCCACCACUCUGCACUCGACAUUCCCGGCGGUGCCGCAGUCCCUGCCCGCUCAGCCCCCCUCCAUGGAGGCCUACCUGCACAUGGUGGCAGCGGCUGCCCAGCAGUACGGAUUCCCGCUAGCAGCCGCGGCGGCAGCUGGAGCGGGACCACGCCUGCCCCUGCCGCUGGCCAACGAGGCGGCGCCGCCAUUCAAACUGCCACCCCAGGCCUCGCCCACGGCGUCCAGCAACAAUUCCGAGGCCCUGGACUUCCGCACCAAUCUGUACAGUCGGGCGGAGUCCGCCGAGCCACCGGCUUCGGAGGGCGAGGAGGAGGACUUCGACGAUGGCGCCAACAACCCCCUUGAUCUCUCCGUGGGCACCCGGAAGCGUGGCCACGAAUCGGAGCCACAGCUGGGCCACAUCCAGGUGAAGAAGAUGUUCAAGUCAGAGAGCCCGCCCGCCAAUCCCGUGGCCCCGCCCACCGCCAACCAACUUCUGCCGGGAGUGAACCCCUACCUGGCUGCCGUGGCGGCGGCCAAUAUUUUCCGAGCGGGCCAGUUCCCGGACUGGAACGGCAAGAGCGACCUGGUGGUCGAUCCUCUGGAGAAGAUGUCCGACAUUGUGAAGGGCGGAGCGGGGGGCAUGGGUGGCAAGGAGAAGAUGCACUCCUCGAAGGCCACGCCACCGCAGUCGGCGAUUCCGCCGCCCAAGAGUCCUGUCCAGUCGGCGGCAUCCAACCAGAACUCCGAGUCCGGCGGAGGACCCAGCUCCGGAAGUGGCGGUGGUGUGACCAAGGCCCGGCACAACAUCUGGCAGUCCCACUGGCAGAACAAGGGCGUGGCCAGCUCGGUGUUCAGGUGCGUGUGGUGCAAGCAGAGCUUUCCCACCCUGGAGGCCCUCACCACCCACAUGAAGGACAGCAAGCACUGCGGCGUCAACGUGCCGCCAUUUGGCAACCUGCCGAGCAACAAUCCCCAGCACCAGUCCCAGCACCACCACCCGGCACCGCCACCACCGCCCCAGAGCCACAACCUGCGCAAGCAGGGAUCCGGCUCGGGAUCGGGAUCCAAUCACUCGCCAUCGGCGAACGUGAAGAACGCCUUCCAGUACCGCGGAGAUCCGCCGACGCCCCUGCCCCGGAAGCUGGUUCGCGGCCAGAACGUCUGGCUGGGCAAGGGCGUGGAGCAGGCCAUGCAGAUCCUCAAGUGCAUGCGGUGCGGCGAGAGCUUCCGCUCCCUGGGCGAAAUGACGAAGCACAUGCAGGAGACGCAGCACUACACCAACAUCCUCUCCCAGGAGCAGAGCAUCUCCAUCAAGUCGGCCAACGCCAACUCCAACUCGGACGCCAAGGAGAGCCAGAGCAGCCUCAGUUCCGAGGAGAGCCGCACCCUGAGCGCCGUCCUCACCUGCAAGGUCUGCGACAAGGCCUUCAGUUCUCUGGGGGAUCUGAGCAACCACAUGGCCAAGAAUAAUCACUAUGCGGAGCCCUUGCUGCAGUCGGCUGGAGCGCGCAAACGACCGGCUCCCAAGAAGCGCGAGAAGUCGCUGCCGGUGAGGAAGCUGCUCGAGAUGAAGGGUGGAGCCGGUAACCAGGACGACAUCGCCGCCGAGAAGUCCGUGGCGCAAGGCAAGCCGGGCCUGGGACCUGGCGGAGGCGAUAAGAACGACGCCGCCCUGUUCGCGGAGCGCAUGCGGCAGUACAUCACCGGGGUGAAGUCCCCGGAGGAGAUGGCCAAGGUGGCAGCUGCCCAGCUGCUGGCCAAGAACAAGUCCCCCGAACUGGUGGAGCAGAAGAACGGUGGCGCCAAGGCGCCCGGCUCCUCCUCGGUCUUGAGUGCCAUCGAGCAGAUGUUCACCACCAGCUUCGAUACGCCACCGCGCCACGCCAGCCUGCCAGCCAGUAGUCCCUCCAACUCCUCGACCAAGAACACCUCGCCAGUGGCCUCCAGCAUCCUCAAGCGGCUGGGCAUCGACGAGACGGUGGACUACAACAAGCCCCUGAUCGACACCAACGAUCCCUACUACCAGCACUACCGGUACACCAGCAGCGAGAGGAGCGGCAGCGAGUGCAGCGCCGAGGCUAAGCCCAGGCUGGACGCCCCCACUCCCGAGAAGCAACACCCCACGCCGGGCGGGCAUGACGAGGAAGCCGCCAAGCCGAUGAUCAAGCAGGAGAAGGAUCUGGGCAGGGAGUCGGCGGAGCCCAUCAAAAUGGAGAUCAAGUCUGAGAUGGGGGAUGAGGGUACCGACGCCGAGGAGUCCUCCAAAAUGGAGACCACUCUGGUCAACGGCACUGCCACCAACAACAACAACAACAACAACGUGGAGAGAGGCUCCCCCAAGGCGCCCUCCGCAGCGGCCAGUCCUCAAACCCGGCUGCUACCGCCCCGCAGUCCCGCCGAUAGCCAAAGAUCCGUCACCCCCAAGUCGCCCGCCUCCAGUCACAAGUCCUACGACGGCAGCUCCGAGGGCAACAAGAAGUAUCCGAGUGAUUCCCUCAACGCUCUGUCCUCCAUGUUCGACUCGCUGGGCAGCAGCAGUGGUGCCGGUGCCGCCAAUACCAGGGCCAAGCUGGCAGCAGCGGCCGCCGCCGGAGGAGGUGGUGGUGCCGAGUCGCCGGAGAAUCUCAGCUCUGGCGGCAACUCGCUGGCGGCCCUGCGACAAUUCUGCGUCAAGAAGGAGAAGACCGCCUAAGUCCGCGAAUCCCGAGACGAAAAGCGAAACAGAAUCGUUUGCCUUGUUUUCGUUGUUUCGAGCAAAACGCAACAUUUUCAACAUUUUUUGGUUUGCCAGCGCCACGCCUCGCC
Messenger RNA from Drosophila bipectinata, 3082 nucleotides. RefSeq names its product teashirt (gene tsh). Gene Ontology annotation, molecular function: DNA-binding transcription factor activity, RNA polymerase II-specific; DNA binding. The record is from RefSeq and is a predicted model, not a curated record. Gene Ontology annotation, cellular component: nucleus. Gene Ontology annotation, biological process: regulation of transcription by RNA polymerase II. Lineage: Eukaryota; Metazoa; Arthropoda; Insecta; Diptera; Drosophilidae.